This is a messenger RNA of Cylicostephanus goldi, 492 nucleotides long. NCBI's taxonomy places the organism in Eukaryota, Metazoa, Nematoda, Chromadorea, Rhabditida, Strongylidae. The record is from the annotation of a GenBank genome assembly.
AUGUCAAGAUUCUCAGGGCGACUUUCGGAUUGGACAAAAACGAUACGUCUGCCUGGACGACACACCAUGGAGACUGCGCCAUGCCCUUACAACGCCGGGACAGUCUCCGCAAAUGCCGGCUUCCUCGCUCUCAGAGCACUCAGAGCAUAUCAAGUACAUCGUCUUCGCUUUGCAGGAAACGAAGUCCAGGAAGAAGGACCGCGACAAAUGGGUGAUAGGACCCUCAUCAUUCGUGGUGAAAAGGUUCUAUCACGAAAGGUUGGAGGCUCUGUCGUCCACCCAUCUAUCUUGUCGACUCCGCGAGAUCCUAUCAUUUCGACUAAGCAUCCUACGACCACGACCUGUCAGAAGACCAUCAGCAUCAUUAAAUGCGACCCUCCAACACCAGCAGCUAAUGAAGAUGCUUUCUAUCUGGAGAUCGUUUGCAACGAGAAGUCCUUUCACAAAUUUGCGGUGGGCGACUUCAACGCGAAAGUCGAGAUGCCACUAUAA